AUGGAUGGACUCGAACAGCUUGCAGCCAAGAAGGCAAAACUUGAACAACUAUACGUCGGGAAAGAUGUCGAAAACGUCCCCAAGCCAUCCAUAAUCUUGGACAUCGCAAAAGCGCGUCGUCAUUGCUCCUCGAUGCUGGCCGCGACAAAGGCGCUAGGUGUUGCUUUUAGACCCCAUAUAAAAACACACAAGACAGCCGAGCUCACGAAACUCCAAAUCGGCGAUGAGACUGAUAACGUGAAAAUCGUGGUAUCAACUGUGGCUGAGAUCGAACAUGUCCUGCCGCUAUUGAAAGGCCUCCGAGCGGAUGGCCGCCAGGUCAAUGUAUUAUAUGGAUUACCAUUGCCGCCUUCACAGAUCGAUCGAGUCGCUCCAAUCGCACGUCAACUAGGCCCCGGCGGCAUUUCAUUCUUGAUAGACCAUCCAUCACAGCUCGGCCCACUUCGUCGUUUCUAUGAGUUGGCGGGGUUUCCGGGUGGGGUAUUCCUGAAGGUAGACACUGGCUAUCAUCGAGCGGGUCUUCCGCCUGAUUCUCUGAAUAAGAAUGGCCUUCUCGAAGCUAUUACUCAGCUCCACCUUGAGGAUAAAGCUUUACUAGUGGGGUUAUACUCUCAUAGCAGCCUAAGUUACCAAGACACAACCCCUCAGCAAGCCAUGGAUAACCUAGCGGGAGAAAUUCGAGGGUGUGUAGGUGCGGUGCGACACAAUCACCAAUACUUUCCCAGCUCGCCCUUUGAGCUCACAAUCAGCGUCGGAGCUUCACCUCAAGUCACUUCUAUCCAGAACUUCGCAGAAGAUGUCGGUCUAGAAAAAGGAGCUACCGAAACCUUGGUCCGCACUAUCGGGGAUAUUUCAUCAAGAGAAUAUGGGGGAAUCGACGUUUCGCUCGAACUCCAUGCUGGCGUUUACUCUAUCCUAGACCUUCAACAACUUGCUACUAAUUCCAGGAGCACCAUAGGCAGAUUCGAGGACGAAAUCGCAAUUUCAGUUGCUGCUGAGGUAGUAAGCGUCUAUAACGACGGCGAACGACAGUAUCCGGAGGUCCUAGUUGCGGUUGGGGUGUUGGGCUUAGGGAGGGAACCAUGCCCCUCCUACGAUGGGUGGGGAAUCGUCGGCUCGAUGCCGACGCUAGAAAAUAGCGAUCUCGAACGAAGACUUAUCAUUAAAAGAAUCAGCCAAGAGCAUUCAAUUGUGUCUUGGGAUAUUAGUAAGAAUGAAGUGGCGUCGCAAAGCUUGUCCCCUAUUCCACUUGAGGUCGGUCAAAACGUUCGGAUAUAUCCGAAUCACGCUUGCAUCACAGGAGCAAUGUAUGACUGGUAUUUCGUGGUAGAUUCUAGUCAGCCGGGCGGGGCAACAAAGAUUGUUGAUAUCUGGAUGCGAGCUUCGGGUUGGUAAUCGCUAUCCUACACUGCCGCCAGGCUUUUGGGAAGAAUUGGAUCGUUUUCACGCCUAUUAAGUAAGACAUUUGGCGCAAGCGGUGCCGGUCAUAGGAAAUAGGACAUACGACGUGUUCGGUGGGGCAACAUUAGAAGCGACCCCGCGGGGCCGGCCCAAUUACA
Messenger RNA from Hypoxylon trugodes, 1559 nucleotides. RefSeq names its product putative serine dehydratase domain-containing protein. The coding region runs from base 1 to 1395 and encodes 464 amino acids. The transcript is spliced from 2 exons. The record is from RefSeq and is a predicted model, not a curated record. NCBI's taxonomy places the organism in Eukaryota, Fungi, Ascomycota, Sordariomycetes, Xylariales, Hypoxylaceae. Gene Ontology annotation, biological process: D-serine catabolic process. Gene Ontology annotation, molecular function: D-serine ammonia-lyase activity.